AUGACCAUCUAUGUCACCAGACUGCCCAACAUAACGACUACUUACACAAUCAACAAUACGUACACAGUAAACGCAACUCAAACCUUCAGUAGAGAUAUCGGCUAUAACCCAUUGCGCUUGCGUCACAACGCGCUUCCGGGCCCGACUGAAACUGAGCACAGGAAUGAGGGCACCGGUCCCAUCAUCACAGCUGGAGUCACCGUGCCCUACAAGCAAGCAUUUUAUGUUUACCCAACGGUCAAGGCCAUAAUUGUCAAUGCAGAGCGGGAUAACGACACAGCUGGAUCUUUCACUUGCGGUAAAUAUAAUGCUAAUGCGCAAGGUUAUUUUGGCGGUGUUGGCAUAUCAGACGUGGCUGGGGAAACCAUAACCGUCGAUGUGUUUACCACGAUCACAAGCACCAUCACGAGACGCAGGUCUACUAUAACCAGUACAUAUGGUACUAAAUCCGUCUCCACAAGCUACUCAAGAUACUACGUCAACUCAGAUGGAAGCUCAGUAUCAACGCCGUAUAUACCAGCCAGCACUGUCAUUACAUUGCCGACACCAUUUAUACACACGCCCGUAACUGGUAUAGAGGACGAAAAGACAGAGACGCAAUGGGACACCGAAGCGUUCGGCUGGGUUCCUCAGAGUUUGAUGGUGUAUUUGAAUGCUCAAAGUGUGUUACCAGAAAUCUCGGGAGUGACCACCUACCAAGCUGGCGGACCAUCGAUUUCCCCGGCACCAGUGCCAGUCUCUUCAUUCUCAUAUCUUGAAAAUCAGGGGACUGACUUGACAUCUGCCACCAUAAUAUACGCAACACAGAACGAUAUUUCAGUUGCCACGCCGGCCCCAAAUCCAGUCACAAACCCGCAACCUAAGCCUGAGCCCCAACCAGUUGUGAAUCCGGAACCUCAGCCAAACCCUCAGCCUACACUACUUCCACAACCAAAUCCAGAUCCUCAAUCAAACCCAGACCCGCCGAGUCCAAAUCCUGUGCCAGUUCCACAACCAGUGCCUACCCCUGAAUCAGGAGGUGGGCUUUCGGGAAUUGGAAAUGUUAUAAACUCUAUCAUCGGGGGUUCUCCAGCUGCUACGUCCGGCGUAACUCCAGGCUCAAAUCCGGCAACCAAUCCUGCGCCAGGUACUGGAACGAAUCCAGGGACAAAUCCAGGUACAGGUACUGGAACGAAUCCAGGGAUGAAUCCAGGUAGUAACCCGGGGAACGACCCGGGAACGAACCCAGAAGCAAAUCCGGGCAAUCCAGCGAACAACCCAAGUAACAACCCAAUUUCAAACCCGUCACAACAACCACCCCCUCGGCCUGUACCCAUAGUUGUAAUACCAGCACCGACAACAAUAGCAGCAGAACUUGCCCCACCUGGGCUCGCUGGAGUAAGAACCAUGAUUGGCGGCGCUCCUUUCGUAGUUGUCCCGGCACCUACAACUUUCGCUGCACUUGGCCCAGUGCCGUCGCCUAUUCCAGUGAUUCCAGGAGCUAGUGCAACGUUUAUAAACUGUGCGCCAUUUAUAGCUAUACCAGGAGCCACAAACAUACCAGUGGCUAAUGCACCUGCUGGUUUGGUUGGGCCCACUACAGUCAUCAACAACACGCCUUUCAUCGUGGUCCCCGGCCCUACGAAUAUUCCAGUACCAGGCCAGGCCCCGAAAGCUGGAGCUGGAUCCACCGUGCUCAUUGGAGGCGUACCAUUUGUCGCCAUUCCAGGAGCGACUGAUAUUCCUCUAGCUAACGCUCCUCCUGGGUUAAUUGGAACCUUGACUAUCAUUAAUAACACCCCAUUUCUUGCCGUUCCUGGCCCAACGAAUAUUCCUAUUCCAGCAGCGGGAAGUGGUGAAUUCAAUACAGUGACCAUCAAUGGAACACCUUUGUUGACCAUACCUGGACCGACAAAUAUCCCAGUAGCAAAUGCGCCUCCAGGUUUGCAAGGCGUGACAACAACGAUCAAUGGUGUACCUUACAUAGUUGUUCCUGGACCUACGAGUCUUCCACUUGCUAACACACCAUCAAAUGUCGCUGGUGUUGCGACGACGGUGAUCAAUGGAACUCCUUUUCUGGUCUUCCCAUCAGCAACAAGCAUUCCACUUUCUCUUGCACCAACAGGACUUGCUGGUGCAACAACAACGACGAUCAACGGAACACCCUACCUUGUUAUUCCAAAUCCAACCAUAGUGCCUCAACCGGCCGCAAACAGCAACAUACCUGGCGUUAUCACCACCACCAUAAAUGGUACCCCAAUGCUCGUCGUCCCCUCCGCAACAACCAUACCCCUAUCCCUCGCUCCAACCGCUAUCACCGGCGCAAUAACCACUACCAUUAAUGAUACACCAUAUCUCAUCAUUCCGGGCCCGACUACUGUCCCCAUAACAGGUUCACAGCCGACAAAUCUCCCCGGAUCAUUGACCGUCAUUGAUGGAACAACACGAUUAGUCUUGACCGGACCAACUACGAUCCCCGUGAACCCGAAUUUCUCGGUCUCAGGCAGAACUACAGUAAUCGGUGGUACCACUAUGGUUGUACUGGAUGGAGCUACUACUGUUCCUGUCAGCAAUACUGCUAGUGUAACGGGGACGAGUGGCUCAGCGACUAGUACGACAUCCGGUUCGGGCACUUCUGCAUCCCGUACUAGCAUCGCGACUCUAGCCCCAAUUCCACCUGCUCCACCGGCUGAGGCGUCUAGUAAAAGUGAUGCAGUCAGAGAAAAAUAUCUCAGUCUCCUGUCCAUCGGACUUGGCAGUAUACUAACAUCUCUCUUAUUAAUAAAAUGA
Molecule: messenger RNA, 2769 nt
Organism: Glarea lozoyensis ATCC 20868
Lineage: Eukaryota; Fungi; Ascomycota; Leotiomycetes; Helotiales; Helotiaceae
Exons: 2
Coding region: 1-2769 (922 amino acids)
Source: RefSeq, a predicted model, not a curated record